Messenger RNA from Parasteatoda tepidariorum (common house spider), 5672 nucleotides. RefSeq lists its product as uncharacterized. Gene Ontology annotation, molecular function: nucleic acid binding. Lineage: Eukaryota; Metazoa; Arthropoda; Arachnida; Araneae; Theridiidae. Gene Ontology annotation, biological process: DNA integration. The record is from RefSeq and is a predicted model, not a curated record.
GGCAAUGGAUUGAUUUGGAUGGCUCAUUGGAGAGCCCCUUUUCGUAUCAUAUAUUUUUUAUUGUUACUAUUAUUAAAUUUGUUUGUUAUUAAAUAUGGUUUCUUUAAUUAAUGCACCCAUUCACCACUGAAUCAUUCUGCAACAUGGUGCAUUACGUCCGCGAAUAUCGCUAAAAUAAAAAUUGGACUGUUCGACAAAAGGUUGUUAGUACAAAGAGGAAUUACAAUAUCGGUGUAUAACUAUUCCCGAUCUUGCAAAACUGGGACAUUAUUGCAUAAUUGGACUAUUGCAUUAUUGAAUUUGGAUUUACAUUAUUUGGAUUUGGAUUGCACGGUAGGAGACUUUAUCACUUAUAUAUUAUAUAUAUUACUAUUUGAAAAUGGAUAAGAUUAAUAAACUUAUAGAAAAAAGAAGCAGUGUAAGAAGCGGUAUAACGAAAUUAAUUAAAAGAAUAAAUUUGGAAGAGCAAGCGGAAACUGAUACGCCACUUGAAGAACUGCUAGAACUUUUAGAAACUAAAGAACAAAUUCUUAAAAAACAUGAUUCGGAUAUAGAAGACCUUAUUACGGAUCCAGAAAAAUUUAAAACUGAAAUUAAGGUAUCAGAAGAGUACGAUGAAAAAAUUAUUUCAACUAAAAUAAAGUUAAAAAGUAAAAUUAAAGAAAUGAACAAGGAAAUAAAUCAUGUAGCUGAAUUAAGUCAUAAUACUUCUACUGAAACUGUAGAACACACCUUUUCGGCCCUUAAAUUACCUAAAUUAGAAAUUCCUCGUUUUUCUGGUGAUUCCAAUUUCACGGAGUUCCUUAACUGCUUUAAUAGCGCGAUAGGUACAAAUGAUUCCCUUUCUAAAAUUGAAAAAUUUCAGUACCUAAAAUCCCUUCUUUCUCCCCCCGCCUAUAAUGUUGUUGCUGGAUUCGAAUUAAACGAUAAAAAUUACGAUUCUUGCAUUGAACUAUUAAAACAGCGUUAUGGUAGAACAGAUUUCAUUAUAAAUUCAUAUAUGACUAAAUUACUAAAUUUGGAGCCGGUUAGAAACUCAUCUUAUGUUAAAGGUUUGCGUAAACUAUAUGAUGAAAUAGAGGUAAACAUAAGAAAUUUACGCGCUUUAAAUGUUACCGAGGGAUCGUAUGGUCAUUUAUUAAACCCAUUGUUAUUGAAAUUAUUGCCCCAAGAAUUAGUUUUAGAAUUUCAUAGGAAACGUGAUAAAAAUAAAAAUUGUGAAGUUUCGGAAAUAAUGACAUUUUUAAGGAACGAGGUCGAGUCUAGAGAAAUUUGUGAAUCUGUAAUGAGUAGCCCCAAAAAUUACGAAUCUAAACGUACCCCCUUUCAAAAUUAUCAAAGCGGACAAACUUAUCAAAAGAAUUACUCUAAACCUAAAAACGUAGCAACAGCCUCAACUUUGCAUACUCAGUCAAAAAAUAUUUGUAUUUUUUGUGGUUUGGUAAAUUCGCAUGAUUCUGUUGAUUGUAAAAAAUUGGAUGUUGAAACAAAAAUUGGUAAACUUAUGUCUGACGGACGAUGUUGGGUUUGUUUCAAAAGAAACCAUUACAGUAAAUUAUGUAGAUCUGGAAUUGUAUGUAAAAUAUGUAAUUCUAAAUACCAUCACGAAUCAGUUUGUAGGAAAACUCUUAAACCACAAAAUUAUGUAAAUAGAGCUAAUGAAACAAAAACGAAAGAUUCGGAAAACGAUACUAACUCUAAUAAAUAUCAGUCUAACUCAAAAAUCAAUGUAGAGAAUAUUUCUGUUUCACACAAUAAUAUAUUUUGCAAAGAUAAAGCUUUUCUACAAACAUGUUCUGUAUUAGCUUGUUCGGAUAAAAAUUCGAUUUUGGCAAACGCCAUUCUGGAUAAUGCGUCACAUAGGAAUUUUAUAAGCUCGAAAUUAACUAAGGAAUUAAAAUUAAAACCCGUACGCUAUGAAAAAUUAGCAAUUUAUUCUUUCGGCCAAACUAAAGCAUGCGAAAAAGAAUAUCCUGUAAUUUCUUUAAAGCUCAUAAAUAAAAGUAAUAGCUCUAAGUGGAUCGAAAUCGAAUGUUUAGUAACACAUUUCAUUUCGAACUUAACCUUGAACAAGCCAGAUGCUCUCUUAAUGAAUGAGUUAAAAACUAAAGGAUAUGAACUCGCUGACUCAUUUCACACCACGAAUUGCGAUUUAUUGAUAGGGAGUGGUAUUUUUUGGAGAAUUGUUUAUAAUGAAAGGAUGAAAUUAAACGAAGAUGUAAGUUUAAUUAAUUCCCAUUUCGGAUGGUUACUUUCUGGGUAUAAUAAAUUGGGUCAUGACUCAGCCGAAAGUUGUGAGAAUGUAUGCUUAACUAUGGACUCUACUUCUAUUUUAUUUGAUCUUAAGCUAUUUUGGGAAAUAGAAGAGUUUCCGAAUGAGAAAAUAUGUCUUUCUGAAAAGGAUAAUCUAUUGAUAAAAAAUUUCGAGGAUUCUUUGCGAUUUAAUGGAGAACGUUACGUAUGUAAAUUAAUGUGGAAGGAUAAUUUAGGCCCCCCUUUGGAAAUGGACUCUAAUUAUGAAGUUGCAAAAAGGCGUUUUGAUUCGUUAGAGAAUAAAUUAAAUAAAAAUCCCGAGAUUUUAGAUCAGUAUAAACAAAUUGUUUCCGAACAAAUAAAAUGCAAUAUUGUUGGGAAUAGUGUAAAUGAAAACUUAAAUUCAGGAUAUUUUAUGCCUCAUCGUGCAGUAAUUAGGAAUGACAAAGAAACAAGUCGCGUUCGUAUUGUUUACGAUUGUAGUAGUAAGGCAAAUGACAAUAAGAAAUCUUUGAAUGAUUCUCUUGAAUCGGGAAUUAAUCUUUAUCCAAAUUUAUUGGAUAUAAUUCUUAAAUUUCGAGAAAAUCAAGUCGCAUUUUGCGGAGAUUUGGAAAAGGCCUAUCAUAUGAUAGAAAUUGCGGAAGAGGAUAGAAAUUAUCUAAAAUUUUUAUGGUUUUCGGAUGAAACAGAUAAUUCAAAAAGAAUACUUCAAUUUAAUCGCCUUCCUUUCGGAUUAACUACGUCAUCAUUUGUUCUUGCUUGCGUAUUAAAAUUUCAUAUUAGGAAAUUUAAGGUAGAUCAACCGAAUUGUUAUGAAAUGUUGAAUUCUCUAUACGUAGAUGAUUUGUAUUAUGGUGCUAAAACUAUUCAGGAUGCGUAUCAAUUAUCUUCGUCGGCAAUUGAAAUAUUACGCGCCGCCGGAUUUAAUUUAAGGAAAUUAAAAACUAAUUGUAUGGAACUAAAUGAACUUUGGCGUAAAAACGGAUAUGAGGAAAACACUGAUUUUGGGCAAGGAGCAGGUUUCUUAGGAUUAAAGUGGGAUCCUAUUGAAGAUAAAAUUAAAUUAGAUUUAAAGGAGUUAAGGUUUUCCUUGGAAUCAGGAACCACCAAAAGACAAGUGUUGAGAAUAAUUUCUAAAAUUUUUGAUCCAUGUGGAUUCAUUAGUCCAUUUGUAGUUAGAGCUAAAAUAAUUAUGCAGGAAAUUUGGGAGCGAGGUCUAAAGUGGGACGAAGACUUACCUAGCGAUUUGGUAAAAAAGUGGAAGAAAUGGUGUUCUGAAAUUGCUGAUUUGGACAAUUAUGUUAUAAUAGAACGAAAACUAUGUUCAACGGCGGAUAUUAGUGAUGUUUCUCUUCACAUAUUUGUUGACGCAAGUCCUAAGGCUUACGGAGCCGUGGCAUACCUUCGUUAUACACCAAUUGAAGGACAUAUUGAAGUUAAAUUCAUUAUUUCUAAGUGCAAGGUUGCUCCAUUAAAAACUUUGACUUUGGCUAGAUUGGAACUGAUGGCAGCUCUCGUCGGUGCUAGGUUAGGGAAAUAUUUACGAAACGUUUUUCCUAAUUUCACUCAACAAAUAUACUAUUGGAGUGACUCUAAAAUAGUUCUCCACUGGAUAAAAGGAUCUUCAAAGCUUUGGAAACCAUUUGUGUCUAAUCGAGUGGCAGAAGUGCAGACACUUACGCUUCCAGAGUGUUGGAACCAUUGCAGCGGUGUGGAAAAUCCUGCUGAUUUCAUUACAAGGGGAGAAUCUGCAGUUAAAAUCGUGUCGAGUUCCCUGUGGUGGUCCGGUCCAGUUUGGUUGUCCCAUCCGGUCAACUUGUGGCCUGCAGUAGAGUUUUGCAACCAGCCUGAUGCCAGUGAUGUGGUCAAGAAAGAACAACGAGCUGUUGUGGUGAACGCUUUGACUCAAAACAAGACUUUUGACAUUUCUCUUACAAAGUUUAUUGAUAUUAACAAGUACAGCUAUCUUACUAGACUUUUGAGAGUAACAGCUUGGGUAAAAAGGUUUGCCCAUAAUGCCAAGCCAAAUUCUUCGAAGUUGAAAGGACCUAUUAGUGCUUUUGAACUUCAGAAUGCUUUGCAUUCCUGGAUUAAAACUGUUAAACUCUUGCAUUACGAGAGUGAAAUCCAACAACUCCUCUCUCAAAAUACUUUGAGUAAACAUUCACGAAUUUUCAAUCUCAAUUGUAAACUUAAUGAUGAUAAUCUUUUAUUUUUACAGGGACGUUUGCAGUUCUCAAGCGAUGAUGUGAAAACAAAACAUCCUGUACUACUUCCUUCUAAUGAUAAAUUUGUUGAAUUAGUUAUAUUAGAUGCUCAUGUUAAAAUAGGUCAUUUAGGUGUAGAUUCUACUUUAACUCACUUAAGGGAACAAUAUUGGAUAAUCAAAGGUAAACAAUUUGUCAAAAAGGUUUUGAGAAACUGUUUAAUAUGCAGACGUUAUAAGGUAAAACCUGGUACUCAAGUGGUAGCUCCGUUACCACCUGACAGAAUUAAAGAACAACCUCCUUUUGAUAUUUCUGGUGUAGAUUUUGCUGGACCUUUUUUUGUUACUGACUCUAAUAAUAAGUGUUAUUUGUUAAUUUUUACCUGUGCAGUUACUAGAGCUGUGCAUUUAGAGCUAGUUAUUAAUAUGAAUACUGAUUCUUUUUUAUUGGGAUUUAGAAGAUUUAUUUCUCGUAGAGGAUUGUGUUCGAUUUUGUAUUCAGAUAAUGCAAAAGCCUUUAAAAAGGCAAAUAAUGAACUGAAAAAAUGGUGGAAUCAAAUUAAUGAUCCUCAGGUAAAAAAUAUGUUUGCAUCUAAAAAUAUUGUUUGGAAAUUUAUUGUAGAAAAAAGUCCAUGGUGGGGAGGUUUCUGGGAACGACAGAUACGUACUGUUAAAACUUGUUUAAAGAAAAUUAUUGGUAAAUCUUCUCUAACUCUUAAAGAAUUAGAAACUGUCUUUUUGGAAAUUGAAGCCAUGAUAAAUUCGAGGCCUAUUACGUAUCUAUAUAACGAACCCUCAGAACCUUCUCCACUUACACCUUCUCAUUUUUUAGUUGGUAAAAGAUUGAUGUCUUUACCUGUUGUUAAGUAUAAACCUAAUGAUUUGAUUGUAAAUAGAGAUUCAUUAACUAAAAGGUAUAAAUACCAACAAACACUAUUGGAUCAUUUCUGGAACCGGUGGAGGAAGCAAUAUUUACUUCAUCUAAGAUCUGCUUAUAUUUCUUCACCACCAGGUAAGAUAACAUCAUUUAAGGUAAAUUAUAUUGUUUUAAUCAAUGAUGAGCGUUAUCCCAGAAAUAUGUGGAUGCUGGGAAGAAUUUUGGAAGUGUAUCAGGGGCGAGAUGGGAACAUUCGUUCUCUUUUGAUAAAAACCCCUAAAGGAGAUAUAAGACGCUCUGUUCAACUUGUAAGUAAUUUAGAAAUUAAUCCUUAAA